UCCUCACCCUCCUCCUCCUCAGCCGCUACUGCAGCAGCGAGCAGCCCGGUGCCUCCUGGAUCCAUGAAGAGAGCCCCCCUGCACGGCACGUCCCCCGCCACGAUGGGCCGCGAGCUAUAUACUGCGUUGAAGUGUUGAUAUUGAGAUAUUUCAGUUAUCAAAUAUGAAUCAUGCAUUUGAUAUUUCUGGCCACUUUGCUCGUGAGCAUCCUUUCGCCUUGGCUUCAUCCAUCACUAGCGUCAUCCGGUAUUUCAUGUCUGUGCGGUGGCAAUUGUCUUGCAGUUUCUCAAGGAGUAGGGGACAAGGUUGAGAGGGACGCAGUGCCAGCCCUGCUGAAGCAACAGGCAACUGCAGCACCGGCUACAGACAACACAACACACCAUGCAGUGGAGCAUGUGAUCACCUACCCCUCGCGUUUAAUCUACUACCUAAACGAGGACUCGGAGAGCACCUACCAUGACCUGGACACCCGGGCCAAGAACCAAGCCACAGAGCGGCAGGCAGUCCACCUCGCCCAAGCCAGUUUCCAGUUAGAGGCAUUCGGCAUCCGAUUUGCCCUGGAUCUAUCAUUGAACACCGACUUGCUGUCUUCAGAUUAUGUUGAGAUCCACUAUGAGGCGGGCAAACCUGUUUUGUCAAAGGGCGGUGAGCACUGUUACUACCACGGCCAGGUGAGAGGGAGUGAUAACUCCCAUGUGGCCUUAUCUACCUGCAACGGGCUGCAUGGGAUGUUUGACGAUGGAGUCUAUGUGUAUCUAAUUGAGCCCUUACAACAGACUCAUUCAAUCGAUACAGCUGCAAGGCCUCACAAACUAAGAAGAACAUCCUCCCUUCAGUGGAACAAUGAUUCAGAGGAACAGGUUGAGGAGGAGGAGCAGCUCUUCUCAGAGCUGGAUGACUUGUCCUGGCUGAAGCGCAGGAAAAAGCGAGCAAUGCCUCGCAGUGUAUUUGAGGAGAUGAAGUAUUUGGAGAUCAUGAUUGUCAGUGACCACAGUAUGUAUAAACGACACAAGACCAAGCAGCACACAAGGAAUUUUGCCAAGUCGGUGGUGAAUUUUGUGGAUGCUAUCUUCAAAGAGCAGCUACACACACGAGUGGUGCUCGUUGCUGUGGAGAUCUGGACAGACAAGGAUCAGAUCCCCAUCAGCGUGAGGCCGCUGGAGAUGCUGCGGGAUUUCUCCAAGUACCGGCAGCAGAGCAUCAAGCAUCAUGCCGACGCUGUGCACCUCUUCUCAAAUGUGACCUUCCACUAUCGCAGAAGCAGCGCGGCAUACUUUGGAGGCAUGUGUUCUGUGAGCCGAGGAGUAGGGGUCAAUGAGUACGGCACCAGCUGGUCCAUGGCAGGCUCUCUAUCCCAGAGCCUGGCUCAGAACCUGGGUAUCCAGUGGGACCCAGCCUCCAGGAGAAAGGAAUGUGGUUGUGUUGACUCGUGGACUGGCUGCAUAAUGGAGGACACUGGGGUCCAGCACCCGCGGAGAUUCUCCAAAUGCAGCAUCUCAGACUACAAGGAGUUCCUUUUGAAAGGUGGAGGCUCGUGUCUGUUCAACAGGCCGACCAAGCUGUUCGAGUCCACAGAAUGCGGUAAUGGAUUUGUGGAAGUGGGAGAGGAGUGCGACUGCGGAGCGAGAGCGGAGUGCUACAAGGAAUGUUGCAAGAAGUGCUCCCUCGCCAACGGGGCACACUGCAGUGAUGGCCCGUGCUGCAAUAACACAUGUCUGUUUUAUCCACGAGGUUACAGUUGCCGCUAUGCUGUGAACGACUGUGAUAUCUCAGAGACCUGCUCUGGGGACUCUGGACAGUGCCCUCCCAAUCUUCAUAAACAAGACGGUUACUUCUGCCAGGUAAACCAGGGACGCUGCUACACCGGAGAGUGCAAGACCAGAGAAAACCAGUGUAAAUACAUCUGGGGGUCAAAGGCUGGAGGUUCGGAGAAGUUCUGCUAUGAGAAGCUGAACACAGAGGGCACAGAGAAGGGCAACUGUGGAAAAGAUGGAGACAAAUGGAUCCAGUGUAGCAAACAUGAUGUGUUCUGUGGUUACCUUUUGUGCACCAACAUCGGCCGCAACCCACGCAUCGGCAUGAUGAAAGGAGAAAUCACCCUAGCCACCUUCAACCCUCAAGGCAGAAUGGUAGACUGCAGUGGGGGUCAUGUCCUUUUGGAUGAUGAGACUGAUUUAGGCUACGUGGAGGAUGGGUCUCCCUGUGGGCCGUCAAUGAUGUGCCUUGACCACAAGUGUCUGCCAAUCCAGUCACUCAACAUGAGCAUCUGCUCUAGUGGACCUAAUGGACAGGUGUGCUCUGCCCACGGGGUGUGCAACAAUGAAGCCACGUGCACCUGUGACACCACCUGGGCGGGGACAGACUGUAGCAUGCCUGAUCCGCCUAAAGAGCCUGAGGCCACUCAGGACGAAGGACCCAAGGGUCCUAGUGCCACCAAUCUAAUAAUAGGCUCCAUCGCCGGAGCCAUCCUUGUGGCUGCCAUAGUGCUGGGGGGGACUGGAUGGGGCUUUAAUCCGUUACUGUUUGAGGGUGAGACUUUAAAUGGAGUGGUGAGAGCGACAGAGAGACAGAGAGACAGAAGCCAGGACCCUUUUUGUCAGCCUUUGUGCCAUGGCUGGCCACACCCACCUAAGAUGGCCAGGCUCCGCCCUAGAGCAGAGCAGGACUCUCGGACCCCGGCCACACCAGCUGCCAUUGCUGCCUGCUUCACAGACCUGGUACAGACACGGCGCAUUGCACUGCAUGAACCACGCACAACAAUAGUGCCACCUUCGAUCGGCCUGCUAUUGGAACAGGUGCAUGACAGAGUGAUAGAAGCCCCACAACAAGCCGCAGUACGGGGAGGUUAUGCAUCACUCCUGUUGUCGUAUUGUUGUUGUCCCACUGUUGUGGUAGUAGUUAUUGUUGCUGCUGCUGCUGUGGUUGUUGUAUAUGUGGUUGUCUCCUCUGUCCCUCUUCUGUAGACUAUAUUUUAUGUUAGCUCUUUCCUCCCAGAUUGUUAUGUUUUGAGUGGAACCAAUGUCUUUCCCAUCCAAACUGGUAAUGAGACAUGUCUCCUACACUUCUUCACCUUGUAAACUGAUGUUGCACGCACAAGCCAGUCGGAAGUUGCCUGCAAGAGGGCAAAA
Anarrhichthys ocellatus (wolf-eel) is the source of this 3128-nucleotide messenger RNA. RefSeq names its product ADAM metallopeptidase domain 23b (gene adam23b). Gene Ontology annotation, biological process: proteolysis. NCBI's taxonomy places the organism in Eukaryota, Metazoa, Chordata, Actinopteri, Perciformes, Anarhichadidae. The transcript has 26 exons. Gene Ontology annotation, cellular component: presynaptic membrane. The coding region runs from base 171 to 2963 and encodes 930 amino acids. The record is from RefSeq and is a predicted model, not a curated record. Gene Ontology annotation, molecular function: metalloendopeptidase activity.